This is a messenger RNA of Schistocerca americana (American grasshopper), 651 nucleotides long. Its product is annotated as zinc finger protein 628-like. The coding region runs from base 1 to 651 and encodes 216 amino acids. The record is from RefSeq and is a predicted model, not a curated record. The transcript has a single exon. Lineage: Eukaryota; Metazoa; Arthropoda; Insecta; Orthoptera; Acrididae.
AUGACGACUACAGCGGUGGCCACAUCAGAGUCGGCGUCAGCUUCCACGGCUGAGACGGAACAGACGGCGACCACCGGCGACGACGACAGCGGCAGCGGCGACCGGUCGCGGCGCGAGACGCCGCGCUCGGACGCGCCUCCGGCACCGACGUCUGCCGGCACCGAAGCGCCGCCCGCGGCCACAGAGGCGUACUACGACUCCAGCGUCAGCUCCGUGACAGACGCCACUGCGUCUUCCGGCUACGCGGAGGCCUCCACCGCCACCGGCGUCGAGGAGAGGCGGGACGCAGCUGUCCCGGAAGCGACGCCGCCGUCUCCGCCACCUCCCCCGUCAGAGGACGCGGGUGGCGGCGGCGGGGGAAGGCGUAUGUCGCCGCGCCUUACGACGGCGUCGGCCGUGACGCAGGCGGCGUCGGGAGUGGCGGAAGUGGCGCCAGUGUCGACUCGGGCGAGCACGGUUCGGCCGGGCAGCACGACUGGCGCCAGCGCGGCGCGGACAGCGGAGGCGGGCCAGCAGGAGGUGGAGGCGGCGGACCCGCUCCAGUACGAACCCGAGGCGCCUCCCCCACACAGCGGCCGCAAGAGGCGGCUGCAGAGGCCCCAGGAGCGCUCCGGCAGCGUCUACCCCUACCUGCUGAGGGUGCUCGGCUAG